Molecule: messenger RNA, 2846 nt
Organism: Brienomyrus brachyistius
Lineage: Eukaryota; Metazoa; Chordata; Actinopteri; Osteoglossiformes; Mormyridae
Product: kelch-like protein 10
Exons: 6
Coding region: 547-2310 (587 amino acids)
Molecular function (GO): protein binding
Source: RefSeq, a predicted model, not a curated record
GGGGAAUUUGUGAUUUGACUAUUCAUACAUAAUGCAAAACUAAAACAUAAAUUCUGAGAUGAACAUAGUAUACAUGUACCAAAAACAUUUCACUUGGUCUUCUUGUACAGCUGAUUGUGCAAACAAAAUAUUUUUUCACAAUAAAUUUGUAACUGGGGGUAUUUUCCUACCGGUGUAUUUUACGUAAUAUUAAAUUAUCUGAGAUCAGAUGCCUCAUCUUGAAUGAGUUAAUGCCGGUGAAACUCAUCUGGGAUAAGUCGGUUUUUCAAAAGUAGCUGUGUUAGAAAACUUGAUCGGCAAGUCUCUCAUUGGCUUCCACAUUUUGUUAAAAAUAAAAAGCAGGGCGCAUGACUAUCUGGUCAAUCAAUUUCGAAUCGCAAAUAUAGAUGAAUAAAAAUAAAAAAAAUCAGUAUGUUAGGACACUGACACAAAAGCGCAGUGUUUGCGUUUUAGAACAUAUCGUCACUAUGCUGAUGUACACGUCCGUUGCUGGUCAUUACAUGAUAUAAAAAGGAGAAAGAGACGAGACAUCCACAUUUUUGAAUAAUGAUGGCACACGACAUGGAGCGAGUACUGAUGUCCCCGGCGUUCGAAGUGUUCAACAAGCUUCGGCUGGCAGGACAGCUUUGUGACGUGGUCCUCAUCACAGACGGUGUUCAGUUCAACGCCCAUAGAGUGAUUCUGUGUGGCUGUAGCUCCUACUUCCAGGCUCUGUUCGCCACUGGCUGGAGUGACUCAGGAAAGCGGGAGUACCAACUCCCAGGCAUUUCCCCAGAAACACUGAGGCAGGUCAUAGAGUACGCCUACACGUACUCUGUGGUCAUCACAGCUGACAAUGUGGAGAACCUCCUGGUAGCUGCUGAUUAUCUCAGUGUCUUGGGCAUCGUGCAGCGCUGCAGUGAUUUCCUGCAUGAGCAGCUCUGCCUCAACAACUGCAUUGGCCUUCUUAAAAUCGCCGAUGUCUACUGCGUAAACGAGCUGCACCAGUCUGCAUUCAACUUCAUCUUGAAAAAUUUCAAGGAGGUUGCCAUCAGCUCAAACGAGUUCCCAGAACUAAGUCUUGAACAACUUUCUGACAUCAUAGAGCAGGAUGAGCUUAAUGUCAGAGAAGAGGAUGUGGUGUUUGAGGCCAUCCUCCGUUGGAUCGAGCACGAGCCUGCCACCCGAGAGGCCCACAUUUCAGUCCUAUUGCCCAAGAUUCGGAUGGCUCGUAUGGAUCCGGAGUACUUCAUGAAAAUCGUCAAAGCUAACGAUCUGGUGAAGGGCAAUGCGGCGUGCAGGCCAAUUAUCAGUGAUGUACUGAAGAUGAUAUAUGAUCUCGACGAUGAAAGUCCACAAUCUGACUUUGAAAGGCCACUGAUUCGCCCGCGCCUACCCGCUGACAUUUUAUUGGCCAUUGGUGGCUGGAAUUUCCGCACAACCAAUUGGACUGAAGCCUAUGACACCCGGGCUGACCACUGGGUCGAUAUAACACAGGGGCAGGAGACUCGCCAGUCCGGCCAUGGCAGUGUGUGUUUAAAUGGCUUCGUGUAUUGUUUUGGGGGUUAUGAUGGCCAUAAUUUCACCGAUGCUGUGCGCAGAUUUGACCCCGUCGCACGGACAUGGCAGCACAUGGCCCCGAUGCACUGGCGCCGCUGUAGUGUCAGCGUGGCCGUAAGUAACGGCUUCAUCUAUGUGAUGGGUGGCCGUUUAGGCGUGUCGCCUCUGAAUAUCGUAGAGCGAUAUGACCCAAAUGCCAACGAGUGGACCAUCAUCCAGCCCAUGAACGAGGAGCGACAGGAUGCCAGUGCCACCACCCUGAAUGGAAAGAUAUAUAUUUGUGGGGGUAGCAAUGGAGCUCAGACCACUUCCACUGCGGAGUGCUAUGAUCCUCUCACGGGCGAAUGGACCUUGAUCGCUCCCAUGCGCACUCGCCGACGUGGCCUUGGAGUUGCGGCAUAUCAGGGAAACAUCUAUGCGGUGGGCGGUACCAACGGGGUUCAUGCAGUGCGGAGUAUGGAGGCUUAUGACCCUGCAACUAACCAGUGGCACGCUGCGCCUCCCAUGAGACAACAAAGGAGCUAUUUCGGCAUCGCAGUGGUGGACGGCUUGCUGUUUGUAAUGGGAGGCUCCGAUGGGUUCGAAGUCACUGCAAAGGUGGAAUGUUAUGAUGCAGAGAAAGGCAGCUGGUACCGUGCGCAGGACAUGAUUACGCCUAAGAGGAACUUCAGCUGCUGCACAGUGCCUGCGCACCCCCGCUUCGUACAGUACGCUGCACCUCGCCCACCUGCCCCCAUCUGCCUGCCUGGUAACCACGUGCUCAACAAGUAGCUGGCAGGGAACAAGGGAAACGCUACAGACUGACAACAGGGGAGGACAAGAAAGACUGACAACACGUGGGACGAGAUGACCAAUGACACCUACUGGCCAAACAGGGAAGGGACACAGAAUGGGACAGUUAAAUAACAUUGGCAUUCCCUGAAGGGUUUGGCAUUCCCUGAAGCCAAGCUGUUAAUUAUUGUACUCCACGCCACCUCUGGUGAUUGAAUUGCAAUGUAAUGAUUAUGUUGUUCUAUAAUCUUAUUGAAUAAGUGUUAUAAGUUGUUGGAAGUUAUUUUUGUAUUCUUUUAUACUUCAUUUUUAACAGUGUGAUUUUUGACCUGACAGCUUUGUUUGGCAGUAAAAAGCUUUAAGGGGGCAGUUUAAUGGCUCUAUACACAGCAAUGUGUAUAAUGGCCAAAGUGUUCUUAUUGAAUAUGCUUAGAUUAUUUUUGUAUACAUUUACAUUUUUAUUUUACAGACUUUAUGUAAAGGCAACCAGCGCUUAAAAGUUUAACGUUUAAAUAAAUGUCUUAUUUGGAGAACAA